Silurus meridionalis is the source of this 848-nucleotide messenger RNA. RefSeq names its product cellular retinoic acid binding protein 1b (gene crabp1b). The transcript is spliced from 4 exons. The record is from RefSeq and is a predicted model, not a curated record. Gene Ontology annotation, molecular function: fatty acid binding. Lineage: Eukaryota; Metazoa; Chordata; Actinopteri; Siluriformes; Siluridae. The coding region runs from base 136 to 549 and encodes 137 amino acids. Gene Ontology annotation, cellular component: nucleus; cytosol. Gene Ontology annotation, biological process: fatty acid transport.
GUCAGAGAGACAGAGAGAGUGGAUGAGAGGGGAAGAGUAGAAGAAAAAAGGAAGGAAAAGUGUAUCAGGAUCUGUUUUUUUUUACAUUAGACAGUUUCAGCAUUUUUGUUUAAACCAGAUCAGAUCAAAUCUAAGAUGCCGAACUUUGCAGGGACCUGGAAGAUGAAAAGCAGUGAAAAUUUCGAAGAGCUCCUCAAAGUUCUGGGAGUGAAUGCCAUGCUUAGGAAAGUGGCGUGUGCUGCGGCGUCUAAGCCCUCGGUGGAAAUCCGUCAGAAUGGAGAGCAGUUCUAUAUCAAGACCUCGACCACCGUCAGGACCACGGAGAUCAACUUUCAGAUAGGACAGGAGUUCAACGAGGAAACGGUGGAUGGACGCAAAUGCAAGAGCCUGGCCACAUGGGAGACGGAAAAUAAGAUGGCCUGCAGGCAGACGCUGUUGGAUGGAAAUGGACCGAAGACGUACUGGACACGUGAGCUCAGAGGGGAUGAGUUAAUCCUGACGUUCGGCGCUGAUGACGUGGUGUGCACGAGGAUUUAUGUGCGGGAAUGAGCCCCAUGAGAACCGGAGGAAGAAAUCAGUCUGCGCUCACACGAGUGACACUACAGUUACAUUUCAUUACAGGGCCUUUUUUUUUUUUUUUUACCAAUUUUGUAGAAACUUGCAGAAUAGUUUUCUUACACAUACUGGACCAUGAAUUGUAAUCAUUUAUACUGUGUUAGUAUUCGAUUCAAGGCAUUUAGACGUAACAAUGUAAGUGCAACAAUUCAUACUGUAACUUGCCAUGUAAUGUUUAUGUUUUUUUGUUUCAUUGCUUUGUACUAGUUUCAUUAAAGUCACUUUAAAUAAUA